GAAAUAUUAGAGAAUAUUUCCUGAAUCGUCUAUUGAAAGGAAAAGAAUUACAACAUACGUACAUCUAUGUAUAUAUAAUGAAAUCCAAACACUUGCGAAGUUGAUAACGUUGAAGAGAUUCUUGAGCGUCUUCCGGUGAAAUCGCUCUCCCGAUUCAAAUCCGUGUCGAAGCAAUGGAGAUUAAUGAUCGAAUCUACCUAUCUCGCCAAGAAACGUCUUGUCCGACACCCAAAUCCAAAACUCCUUGUUCUUCGAUUGGAAAUGUCUAGUGAUCGUUGUUCAAGAACCCUAUUUUUGGAAACUUAUUCAAAAGAUCAUCACGACCACAUAAACAUCUUUAUUCAUUCUUACACAUCUCCAGUUCCAUAUCCCAAAUAUUCUACUUAUGAUACAGUUGGUCAAAUAAUGGGGUAUUGCAACGGAAUAGUCUGCAUCUACGAUCUCGGUUACAUUUAUCUGAUUAACCCCGCAACGAGAAAACUCCGGAUUCUUUCUCCCGAGUUUUUGCGAGAGUAUACAGGCCGCACUGGUUGGUCGAAUGAUUUGCCAAUUAAUGUGGGAUUUGGAAGAGACAUGGUUACAGGAACAUACAAAGUAAUCUUGAUGUAUUUAUUCGAUCGUAAUUUUGUCAAGACCGAAGCCUUAAACCUAAAAAAUGGCGAACGAAGAUACGUAUAUUUCCCCAUUUCUUACGGUCAACUUGGCAAUGAUAAAAGAUCAAUCUUUGCAAAUGGAUCGCUUUAUUGGUUGCCAAAGCCAGACGUUGAUUUUUACACUAAUCAACUAAUAAAGCUGGCAGCCAUCGAUCUUCACACAGAAACAUUUCGUUAUGUGCCACUACCGAGUUGGUACACCAAAUACUGCAAAAGUGUGUACUUAUGGAGUCUAAAAGAUAGUUUAUGUGUAUCUGAUGUGCUACAAAAUCCGAGUGUGGACGUAUGGAGUUUGCAGCAAGAAGAGCCUAGUGUGAAGUGGGAAAAGAUGUUUUCAGUUAAUAUCUUAAGCACGAAUUGUUUAGACGCAAACUUUUGGAAGCUCUGUCUAGCUGCUUAUUAUUUUAGGUCGACCGGAAGAGAUCCAGCUAAUAAUACUUUAGAUCAGGUCCCCGAUGAUCACUGCACCAACGUUUUGUAUACGGAGAAAUUGGGUUCUUCGGUCUAGUUUCAUUGUCCAAUGCUUUAAACAAAUACUGUAUGUUUCUCUAUUUCUUCAAUUAAUGAGUUUAUAUAUUGGCUUUCUAUUUCUUU
Molecule: messenger RNA, 1247 nt
Organism: Arabidopsis thaliana (thale cress)
Lineage: Eukaryota; Viridiplantae; Streptophyta; Magnoliopsida; Brassicales; Brassicaceae
Product: F-box/associated interaction domain protein
Exons: 2
Coding region: 184-1161 (325 amino acids)
Source: RefSeq, marked reviewed